This is a messenger RNA of Gadus chalcogrammus (walleye pollock), 1386 nucleotides long. RefSeq lists its product as uncharacterized. NCBI's taxonomy places the organism in Eukaryota, Metazoa, Chordata, Actinopteri, Gadiformes, Gadidae. The record is from RefSeq and is a predicted model, not a curated record. The transcript is spliced from 7 exons. Bases 196 to 1386 code for a protein of 396 amino acids.
CACACACACACACACACACACACACACACGCACACGCACACACACUCAGUAAAACAUGCAUUUAUUGAUUUGUCAAUAUGUUCAGUUAUUUUGGAAUCGUUCUUGUUGUUAAAUUUGUGUAGGUUAGGCAGGCAAGGCAGUAGGGUUAAACUGGUUAACAGAGUGUGAUUUUUGUUCUCAUGCAGAAGACCAGCUAUGUUUUCCGUUGUCUGCUUUGACAAUUCCGAGGAGGUGGAGGUUGUGCCAACGCAAUGGUACAAUAAUGGGGCGUGCAGGUGGCCCCCCCACAAGGCUGAGGGAGUCAAUCGGGCCAUAAGGCAGCUGGAAGAGCCCCAGGAUACCUGGCCUCUAUUUGACAAUGCCAGGGUUUUUUUUUCUUCAGAUAACUAUCUGGAGUGUCGCCAGAAGCUGCCACUGGCUCAAAACCAAACUGAUUUGGCAUCAGAGGUCGAAGACCCAACAACAGACCGGAGACCCAAGAGAAAAAUCAAGCCAAGUAGACACGUCCGAUCGGACUUUGAAAGUCAAGACCCCUGCAGUCCUCCAAAGAAACAGGCCUUCCAAAUCCUCCCUAAGGCCCCUGCCAUCUCUGGACCGUCCAACAUCAGGCGCUUCAUACUAGCGCAGCCCACGCAAAGUGGGCGUUAUGAGGUCCCUGUGAACAACGAGCAGCCUCAGGGUUUUCAGCACUUAAUGACCCUGGGUUCAACCCUUCGCCAAGCAAUUAGCACGAGUUAUGGUGGAGGUGACAUGGCAGAGACAGGGUCAGAGGAGGUGAUGGUAGGGACACCUUAUCAGGGCCAGUCUGUCAGUCCAGGGACAGGGACUCAGAAGGGAGGCUGUGAUCAAAUGUGUGGAACUCUUCUGCGUGACCUGUUGGUUAACCAACAAAUACUGAUGGACCAGCAAAAGACCAUGAUUCGCAUGAUCCAAGACCUCCACAGAAACACCCAGGGGGGUCAGAGGAUGUCCACCACCUCCAGGCAUACUGCCUAUUUUCCACUAGGGGAUAAACAGGCUCUGGAGGCCCUGGAGGGCGACCUGGCAAGCCAGCGGGACCUUCGUCAGGAAUUGGUUAUCACUCUUGGAUUGGCAGGGGGAGCUGAUGCCAAAGAUACUGUGUGGCGCAUUUUGAACGAGGCCAUCAAAAAUGACCUCGCCAAGAACAUCUCAUGGCGGGGGAUGAAUGGAAAGAUUUCAUUUGAAAAUCUACACCUGAAGGCAGUAGUGAUGGAUGCAGUGAGGCGCAAUCCAUCCUGCUCAACCGCAACGGAUGUGCAGAUUGCGGAUGCCAUUAAGAGAUGGUUUUACUGGGCUGGGGAUCGGGAGGGAGGGAGGAAAAAACGCCAGCCGGCUCCAAACCAGGAGCAAACUGUUUUGGAUUAA